ACAGAAGGGUCUACAGAAGCCCCACUUAUAGGAAAGCAGAGAAGGGAAAGCAAGCCACGGUGAGAACUACUGCCAGUCACUGCAGACUCCCACUCCGAUAACUUCUUCCCACAUCUCCCCAGAGAUCAUGGACGAGGACAAAUGAGAUGAGCUUGAUUUCUCUGCUUUGAUAUGCAAUCCUGCAACGGACCUGCAAAGAAGAACAACCUCAUGCUUUCCUGAUGCGUUUUAACGUAGGUACCAGAUCUUGGAUCUGUGGGAUAUAAAGAUGCUGAACAGCAUUUUGUUGCUGAGUGUUAUAUCAGUGACUGCGAUCUUAAAGACAGAGAGUCGUAAAACUGCCAAAGACAUAUGCAAGAUUCGCUGUUUGUGCGAGGAAAAGGAAAAUGUGCUAAAUAUCAAUUGCGAAAACAAAGGCUUUACCAGUGUCAGUUUACUGCUUCCACCACAGUCUAGAAUAUACCAGCUUUUCCUUAAUGGCAACUUACUAAGCAGGCUGUACCCGAACGAGUUUGUCAAUUACUCCAAUGCAGUGACUCUACAUCUAGGCAACAACGAGCUGCAAGAAAUCAGGACUGGAGCUUUCAACGGGCUAAAGACACUGAAAAGAUUGCAUCUAAAUAAUAACAAAUUAGAAGUAUUAAAAGAAGAAACUUUCCUGGGCCUUGAGAGUCUUGAAUAUCUCCAAGCAGAUUACAAUUUCAUCAGUGUCAUUGAAGCUGGGGCUUUCAGCAAACUGAAUAAAUUAAAAGUAUUGAUACUGAAUGACAAUCUUCUGCUUUCUCUACCAAACAACGUCUUUCGCUUCGUACUUUUAACCCAUUUGGAUCUGAGAGGUAAUAGACUUAAAAUGCUGCCCUUUGCUGGUGUCCUUGAACACAUUGGUGGGAUCAUGGAGAUUCAGCUUGAGGAGAACCCUUGGAAUUGUACUUGUGAUUUGAUUCCACUGAAAGCAUGGCUAGAUACCAUUACAGUAUUUGUAGGGGAGAUUGUCUGUGAGACCCCCUUUAGGCUUCAUGGGAAAGAUGUCACUCAGCUUACCAGACAAGAUCUGUGCCCCAGGAAAAGUGCCAGUGAUACAAAUCAAAGGUCUGUUCACCCAGCUUUUCCAGAUACUCGUGUACAAAGGAUGCCUCCAACAUUUAACCCUGCAGUAACCCCAACCAGACCUCCCAAGGCCAGCAGACCUCCGAAAACUAGAAACAGACCCACUCCUAGAGUAACAGUGUCCAAAGAUAGGCAAAUCUUUGGGCCUAUCAUGGUUUAUCAAACCAAGUCUCCAGUUCCUCUAAGCUGUCCUGAAACUUGUGUUUGUACCUCACAGACCUCUGACAGUGGCUUAAAUGUUAAUUGCCAAGAGAGGAAAAUCAGCAACAUAUCUGAUCUUCAACCUAAGCCCAGCAGCCCAAGGAAAUUCUACCUGACUGGCAAUUAUUUGCAAACUGUUUAUAAAACUGAUCUUCUUGAAUUUAGCUCCCUGGAUUUGUUACAUUUAGGAAAUAACCGAAUUGCAAUUAUACAGGAAGGUGCCUUUUCUAACCUCACAAGUUUACGUAGACUUUACCUUAACGGCAACUACCUUGAAGUACUCUACCCCUCUAUGUUUGAUGGUUUGUUCAGCUUGCAAUACCUUUAUUUAGAGUACAAUGUAAUUAAGGACAUUUUCCCACGUACAUUUGAUGCCCUGAGCAAUCUCCAGCUCUUGUUCCUAAACAACAAUUUGCUGAGAUCACUUCCUGACAACGUAUUUGGUGGCACAGCCCUGACAAGGCUUAAUUUAAGAAACAAUCACUUUUCUUACUUGCCUGUAAAGGGAGUUCUUGAUCAGCUCACUGCCUUCAUCCAAAUAGAUCUCCAGGAAAACCCUUGGGAUUGUACAUGUGAUAUUUUAGGUCUUAAGAACUGGAUUGAGCAAUCAAGUUCAACUGUGGUUGUCCAAGAAGUAACCUGUGAGUCACCACUGAAACAUGCUGGGGAGCAUUUAAGGAUUAUGCCUAAGGAGACAAUCUGUCCAGAAAACCCACAUUUAGCUGAUGCCACUAUGUUAUCAUUUAAUCAUAAAUCCCACACACCACAUCCUUACAGUGUAUCACCAACCCCCUACCCUGAAUUGCACUCAGAGGUUCCACUGUCAGUGUUAAUUUUGGGAUUAUUAGUCGUUUUUAUCCUGUCUGUGUGCUUUGGGGCUGGGCUUUUUGUCUUUGUACUCAAAAGAAGGAAAGGGGUACAGAGUGUUUCAGGCAGUAGUGCAAACAAUUUAGAUCUCAGUUCUUUUCAGCUCCAGUAUAGUUCAUACAAUCCCAGUUCCAAUGACAAAACUGAGGCUCAUGUGUACAACUACAUACCACCACCGGUUGGGCAAAUGUGCCAAAAUCCAAUCUACAUGCAAAAAGAAGGAGAUCCUGUUGCUUAUUACAGAAACCUACAAGAGUUUAGCUAUAGUAAACUGGAACACAAAAAGGAAGAUCCAACUGCAUAUACAAUAAGCACAACUGACCUGCUGGAAAAGUCCUCCACCCCAGCAGAACCAGAACUUUUGUACCAGAACAUUGCAGAGAGGAUAAAGGAGCUGCCCAGUGGAGGGGUAGUUCAUUAUAACUUUUGCACCCUGCCCAAAAGGCAGCUUAUGCCUGCCUAUGAGUCGAGGCGUCAGAAUCAGGACAGGAUUAAUAAAACUGUUUUAUAUGGCACCCCCAGAAAAUAUUUUGCUGAACAAUCUAAACAGGAGCAUCUUUUUCUUCAAGGAAAAAUGCAGUCAGAGCCAGAUUACCUUGAGGUUUUGGAAAAGCAAACUGCAAUAAGUCAGCUGUAGGCAACAUUUCUCAACAUUGCUACAAGCUUACUGGUUAUAUGAAGUGUGAGAAGCAAUUGUGCAUACACUGUAUGCCUUUUUUAUGUUACACAGGUAUAGAUACAUUGCAUUACCAUCAGUUUUGAGAACAAUGUAUCUUAUUUUCUUUUAAUGUUUAUUCUUUUUAAAUUAUUUCUUUAUUUUACUUUUAGAAGCAGUCUCCUUUAAAUGAAUGUUUGCUUUUAUUACCAUUGUUUUUAUCUUUACUUUUAAAUUUUGGUUUAAAUAAGAUUGAAUUUGAUUUAAUGUUCUAAACAGUAGAAGAUCUCCAAAGAUCUCAGCGAACUGAACUUUUCUAUGUAAAUAACAUUAUGUUUUAAAUCAACUACCAACUGCAGCCACUGGGCGUCACUUGUUUGAGUUAAAGUGCCUUUGCACUUUAAAUAACCGAAAAUUUAGCUUUUAGCUUUUAUACCAUGGAUAUAUUUUAAUGUGCAGUAUUUCUGAAAGAGAAAAAUAUAUUAUAUAUAUAUAUAUAUAUAUAUCCCCCAAAAUAAGAGGUCACUUUUGUAUUUUACAUUGCAUUGAUAAAAAGUAUUGAUUUUACAGGGCAAGGAAUUUAAAAACAAUAAAGAAAUGUUUAAAA
Rana temporaria (common frog) is the source of this 3437-nucleotide messenger RNA. It is a transcript of the gene SLITRK2, whose product is annotated as SLIT and NTRK like family member 2. Bases 269 to 2812 code for a protein of 847 amino acids. Gene Ontology annotation, molecular function: protein binding. Lineage: Eukaryota; Metazoa; Chordata; Amphibia; Anura; Ranidae. The transcript is spliced from 2 exons. Gene Ontology annotation, biological process: positive regulation of synapse assembly; regulation of presynapse assembly; axonogenesis. The record is from RefSeq and is a predicted model, not a curated record. Gene Ontology annotation, cellular component: glutamatergic synapse; membrane.